Molecule: messenger RNA, 2531 nt
Organism: Eleginops maclovinus (Patagonian blennie)
Lineage: Eukaryota; Metazoa; Chordata; Actinopteri; Perciformes; Eleginopidae
Product: cytochrome P450 4V2
Exons: 11
Coding region: 69-1601 (510 amino acids)
Molecular function (GO): monooxygenase activity; iron ion binding; heme binding
Source: RefSeq, a predicted model, not a curated record
AGGUGCACAGCCCUCCUGCUAUUUGAACACACACAAACACAGUGCAUGCAGUAGACACAGCAGACACGAUGGCAGUGUUACUCGGUAGUUACUCUAUACCUUUAUUUGGAAUCAGCAUUGUCAUUGUUGCUCUGACUUACAUCACCUACAAGCUGCUCAGUGGUUACCUGCACAAAUGGUUCACAAUGAAGCCUAUUCCAGAGAUGGAGGGAACGUAUCCGAUCAUUGGAAAUGCACUAACGUUCAAAACCAAUCCAGGAGAUUUCUUUGGCCAAAUUCAGGAGUUUGUCAAUGAGUUCAGUGAUGCACCACUUUUUAAAAUCUGGAUUGGAACACUUCCAUGUGUGAUUUUGUUUCAUGCUGAGACUGUUGAGACCGUUCUGACCAAUGCUGUUCAUAUGGAGAAAUCCUACGCAUACACUUUCCUUCACCCUUGGCUCGGAAUGGGACUUCUUACUAGCACUGGCCCUAAGUGGCGUCAGCGGCGGAAGAUGUUGACCCCGACCUUCCACUUCUCCAUCCUGACGGAGUUUUUGGAAGUGAUGAACGAGCAGGCGGAAAUCCUGGUGGAGAAACUGGAGAAGCAGGCAGGGAAGGGUUCAUUUAACUGCUUUAAUCACAUUACCCUGUGUGCCCUGGACAUUAUCUGUGAAACCGCAAUGGGAAAAAAAAUCUACGCCCAGAAUAAUUCUGACUCUGAGUAUGUUAAAAGUGUGUAUAGGAUGAGUGACAUUGUCAGCCGCAGACAGAGGACACCUUGGUUUUGGCCUAACUUUGUGUACAAUUACUUUGGUGAUGGGCGGGAGCAUGACAGGACGCUCAAGGUCCUACACUCCUUUACAAACAAGGUGAUAAAUGAAAGAUCUGAGAACAUUUCCAAUACUGAAUCAGAUAACGACUCUGACAAUGGCACAAAGAGAAGGCGAGCAUUUCUGGACAUGCUCUUGAUGACCACCGAUGAAGAUGGCAACAGAAUGAACAAUCAGGAAAUUCGGGAGGAAGUGGACACCUUUAUGUUUGAGGGCCAUGACACUACGGCAGCCUCCAUGAACUGGGCCAUUCAUCUGCUGGGUUCCCACCCUGAGGCACACAGCAAAGUUCAACAAGAGCUCCAGGAGGUGUUCGGUACUUCUAGCCGGCCUGCUAACAUAGAGGACCUCAAGAAGCUAAAAUACCUGGAGUGUGUGAUCAAGGAGGCCCUGCGACUGUUUCCCUCUGUGCCUUUCUUUGCCCGCAACAUUGGUGAAGACUGCCAUAUCAAUGGUUUCAAGGUGCCCAAAGGUGCAAACGCCAUCGUCGUCACCUACGCUCUCCACCGUGACCCGCGCUACUUUCCCGAGCCCGAGGAGUUCAGGCCAGAGCGCUUCCUGCCUGAGAAUUCAGUGGGAAGGCCUCCAUAUGCAUACAUUCCCUUCUCCGCUGGACUCCGCAACUGUAUCGGUCAGCGUUUUGCUCUCAUGGAGGAAAAGGUGAUCUUGGCAGCCAUCUUUCGCAACUUCAAUGUUGAAGCUUGUCAGAAACGUGAAGAUCUGCGGCCAUUAGGAGAGCUCAUCCUGAGACCAGAGAAGGGCAUCCAAAUUAAACUGGAAAAGAGGAUUUAAUCAAACCAGCACCUGCUCAGGUUUACAGAGGUUAUGCACUAAAUGUAUUGACCUUUGUGGUCUUUAUUUACAGUGUAGCCCUCCCGUUCUCAUGUUGGUGGACUUUUUCUCCAAAUGGUCUUAGAGCGGUCACGGAGAGUUGUGAUGUUGGUGUUUGGAUUUUAGAAUCUUCUCAUCAUUAUAGUCUUAAUAAUUACACUUAUUUUUUGUUGCUUUAUGACAAAAAUUCAGAAUGUUGAUUGUUAUCUUUCCUGGAAUUAGCUACAUAAUGCAUUACUCUGAUCCAACAACAACAACCAAGAAUGUAGAAAAAUCCCUGUAAAAAUAUGCAAUUUGAUUUGAGGUAUUACAUUGCUAUAAAGAGCUAAGCAAUGCCAGUAUAUCAGAGUUCAUUUUGAAAGUUAUUAAAACUGAGUGAGUUUGCCUUUCUUGAACAAAUGUAGCUUGUCAUUCUGAAAUACAUUUUUGAUUAUUAACUAGAUGACGAAAUAAACGGUGCUACGUCACUGGUUUCAUUCAAUGUCAUCCAUUUUCUAGGUGGCAUGCUUUAAAAGAAAAGGAAUAUUUGAAAAGGAUUUUUAAAACCAUUCAUAUCUGAGUACAACAAUUAUUAAAAAAUGUAGAGUCAUUUUUCCUGUUAAUACCUGCAAAUCUAGGUAACAUAAAAAGAAAAUGUCUUACUUUGUGAUAUAUUUUUGUAGAAAGAGACUUUGAUAUAUGGCACAGCUGGUAAUACAAUUCUAAAGUCUCUAACUCAGAGAUUUUCAGAGAAGGGCUUAAUGAUAAAUAUUUUACAUAUUCAUAAUGUACAGACAUCAUAACAAAUGUAAGCCUUUCAUUUGUGCAGCAUUAUUUGCAUAAUGUUAAUCAUCAAACCUCUAGCUAUAUAAUGAUCCUUCAAAACUGAAGUUUGAUAAAUCCUUGACUCUG